Varroa destructor (honeybee mite) is the source of this 5603-nucleotide messenger RNA. RefSeq names its product zinc finger Ran-binding domain-containing protein 2-like. NCBI's taxonomy places the organism in Eukaryota, Metazoa, Arthropoda, Arachnida, Mesostigmata, Varroidae. Gene Ontology annotation, biological process: RNA processing. Gene Ontology annotation, molecular function: lipopolysaccharide binding; RNA binding. The record is from RefSeq and is a predicted model, not a curated record.
GCGAUCGAGAGUCGUUUGACUGCCACCCGAAAGCAAGAGGCGUUUCAAACAAAAACUGUUAUCAUUGAUAAUAUUACAAUACAGUGUGGUGACACAAUGUCGCCUCCUUUUGCCGGGGAAGCCGACACAGGAGCGACGCUAAAGCGAAAUUACGUUCGGAGCGGCGUUGCCGGGCACUUUCAGCUUCUGCUACAGUAGCAUUACCAACACCGCCGCCGACAUUGGCAUCGCCGAUUUGAGCGUCAUCGUCCCAUGAUGGUUGGUACAGUCGUCGCCAUUCGUCAAUAUUUUUCGAGGGGAACGCAGGUAACAACGCAUCGAGAAGAAGGGGGGUUCGUCGACGAAGACACGAGAGCAGCCACGGGUCCAGCACUAGGGUCCAUCGCCGUUGCAUUAUUCCACUCAUUCAAGUUGGUAGUCAGUAGCAGCAGCAGCUGCAACAGCGGUAGAAACGUCGAAGAGCAAACAUCAAGUCAAUGCCGGCUGCAUCGGCGCAGCAGCAGUAGUACAUCUAUACUUAAAAAAAACAGUGAUACACAAGGAGCGCAGCGCGUUCGUAGCGGUAUAGCAAAGCGCAGUUUCCUACCGCGCUAUGACAGCAAAAUUAUUGUCCGCGUCGAUACAAGUCGCAGAAGAAGUAGCAGAAUCACUGGAUGGAAUUGGUGGCGAUAAAUUGUGGAACGACGCUGUCCAAAGAUGAAAGACUACGGACAAAUUCUGCCGCGAGGCAGUUAGUGCGUACACAAGAAGCCCAGCACACGUUUAUGUUCUCGCCUAAUCCAGCCAGUCGCUUGCGCUAAUGGGCAGUAGGAAGGUGGACGAUCCAUACAGAAACUCCAAUAACUUGGUCUUUCAUCGAACUAUAACCCAGGUGUUCGCAAGAUUUAUGUCUCCCUCAUCGAACCGACGUGUGAAGUGACGGAUUCACACCAACGAGUUUCACUUGCCUUCGAGAGAAGGAAUGUCGAACAGCACGAACCAGUCGAAGAUUCGAUUGAACUUUUUUCGAAUGUACGAACAGCGAGCGGAGCACGGGCGCUUACUUACACACUCAUUUUAACACUCUCACAUACAUAAAAACAGUGAGUCAGUUGAAUUUUUGCAUCACUAUUACGGUUACUGUUUGAUAUAAUUUAUUUAGUUGCCGGUCGCAUAGCCUUUAGUAUCAGUAGAAGUAAUACUAUUAAACUGUGUUUAAAUACCGCGGUAAUGUCUUCGACAAGAGCCCAGAAUUAAGAUAGUAACUGGACAGGUUACAGCUGGUUAGCAACGAUUUCAUCUAACUGAAAAGUUCAGGUGCUCGAUUCAGUCGAACCAAUCUGUUUGUUUAGGCUCUGAUGGGGCGCUAAGGCUGCACCACGGCAUAUAGACUUAUUCCCCUCAUGCGGAAACCGUGCACACGCUUCAGGGAGUUAGGCCGUUAAGUUAAAGGAAAAAAGAGAUAAUUAGAUACUGCUCCUAUUCACAGUUGCAAUCACAAACAGCCAUAAUUCUAUCUUAAUAUAACCAAUCCUAUCCGUCAAAUGUACUCAGAAUAUUUUUGAUGUUGUUUGUGUGUGUCUAUGUGUGUGUGAAAUCAACUCCCGUCGGCAGCAAUCAGACCCUCGUCGCUAAUAAACAACACAAUAACAGUACCAUGGCUACCAUCACCGCUCAGAUAGCACACAAACAGCAUCACUCGCAGGCGAGUCUACAACACAGAUAGACAGCGGCGAUAAACACAACUCCAUGUAGCAGCUACGGACAGACCGCGGAUCCGUCGGCUGUUUUGUCACAAAAAGCUUCAUCAGUCCAGUGGACUCUGGUGUAUUAUAUCAGAUAUAAACGAGGCUGUAAAAAAAUAGCUUAGUUUUACACACAAGCAAUUAAAUUCUUCGGUUGCAUUAUAAUAAUGUACGCCUCUCAAAAGGCUGUGAUUGGCUCAUCCUAACGUCUUAUUCUCAAAGACAUGCAAUUGCAUUCUUGAUUGCUACGGCGAAUUUGUAAACCAGAUAAUGCAUUUUUUGCUAUUCCUCGCACUUUAUUCAGUAUUACGAAACGUGUGAACCAUGGCAGGUUUUUAAUAACCAAUAAAAUACAACAGAUGCUUGUUUUCAUUGCAUGUCCUUAUUUUUUUUGCAUUGACAAUUUACCGUACUGGUCUGGCUGUUCCGCUGUCCGCGCAAUAAUUACGUGCACUUCAUCUGAACGAAGAGCCUGCAGCUGUUGGUGUCUUCGGAGCACUGUUAUGCGGUAUGCAACGGAGUUGAUUGUAUCCUGGUUGCAAACACAGUGCAUGUAUGUAUGCCGACUUCCUGGUGUGCUACUGUUACAAUUGCAUUCGGUACAGGGCUGGCAGAGGAGCCUUAAAUAGCCUGGAACAGUUAAACGUAUACGCUGGCAACACUUACCGGAACUGCGAACGCAUACUUAUAGCUGUAAAUUGUUGAAAACAGUAGCGGCUGUGCCCUAUUAACCGUGUAUUUACUAAGUGAUAUCGGUGAUUGUGUUUAGAAAGGCAGUGAGUAAACAGCAGAAAAAAAUUCCGGAUCUAUCUGAGUGUCGCGUAACGGUCGGAAAGCCACCGGAAAGAAAAGUGCCUGGUGGGCAGAACUGUGGAAUAAGAGCGAGGUACAAACGAAGAUACAACGGCAACAAGCAGCCUCGAAAACAAACGCUGGUAGCAACAAAAUGAGCGGAAGCUCGUUUCAUCUACCAGACUGGCAGUGCCCGGAUGAAAAGUGCAGAAACGUCAAUUUUGGAAAGAGAACAGCGUGCAACCGGUGUGGCGUUUCUAGGCCUCGAGAGGUUCUUGUAAACGCUACGAAGAAAAUUGGCCAUGAAAUCGGAAAGCAAGCGGCCGAAAAAAGUCACGGGCUUUUUUCUGCUGACGACUGGCAGUGUGGAAAAUGCGGCAACGUCAACUGGGCCCGACGGAAUAAUUGCAACAUGUGCUCUGCCCCAAAGGUAGGCGAAGUAGAGCGUCGCACAGGGCUUGGUGGGGGCUACAAUGAAAGGGAGGGUGUCGAGUAUAAACAGCGGCCAGCGAACGAAUCAGAUGACGAGUACGAUGAUUUUGGCCGUAAGAAACGCCGAAAACCCAAAGACUCGGACUGUAGCAACUCGAAUUUGACGCGAGAUCGGUCACGUUCACCCCUCGGCAAUUCGGCGCAGGGUCGUCGCGACAACCAUGACGACGACAACGAUGGAGAUGAUAUUGAAAGACAAGAAGAAAGAGAGCCUCGUCCUUCAAAAGAUAACGGCCGAGAUUGGGAACGAGCCCGAGAUAGGGAUCGUAAUCGCGAACAGGACGAAGAGGAAGAUGAGAGUGAUAAUGAUCGCGACGACGACGAUGAUGAGGAUGAUGACGAUGACGACGCCGAUCUGUCGAAGUAUGACCUGCUCGCGUGAGCGAGGCAUGGCAGCAGUGUUGGUACUGAUAUUGAUCGACCAUUAUGGAAAGUAAACGUACUUUAAUUAGGAAGCUCAGAAGGAGCAUAGCCACCGGUGAAGUGCGCUGCCUGCGACAAAAAACAUGCACUGCAGGGGAGCAAACAGAAAAUAGCACGAAUGGCGACCUUCAUAAGGAAAACAGCAGACCAUAGUGGUUGUAGUGGAUAAAAACCUUGCAGAAUCACAACAACAACAAUAACAGUAACAAUAGGAAGAAAAGUAAUAACAAUUAUUUGUUUGCAGACAACAAUAGUGAUAGAAUAUAUAUGUUCAUGGGGGGACCUCACCAUUUCGUGAGGCAGAUUAAGGUAAUAAAAAGGACACAGUAAAAUGAAGAGAGCCUUCUAGCAAAGCUCAUUGACAAGAGGAAAUCUAUGACAUUAUGGGUGACAGGCUUAGCAAAGAACUUAUAACAAUGCCUUAGAGAAAAAAUCAAUGUGCACCACAUUAACUUUUUCUAUCAUUCUUUAAAAUUAAGUAAUUUGAAACUGGAUUUUUUGUUGCUAUAACGAACCUACUAAGGACCAAAAAAAACUGUCUCUUGCUCAGAAGAUGAAGAGUGCAGGUGAACGCUCGUAAGCGAUUGGAGUCGAAGGAAUUGAUUUUGUCGUUUAUUUUUGUAAUCAAAUAUAUAUAGAGAGAGAUGUAGGAAAACAAAUUAUAUGGUUUGUUUUCACGGUGUGAAAUCGAGUAACAUGGUAGGAGAAAAAAACGUAAAGAUGAUGAUGUUAGGUUUUCCUAUUGGUUCCGUCGACAUCGGUAUCAACAGUUGAGACUAUACCCAGUUUGACACAUAUAACUGUGGAGUAGAUAUUUGCGCACACAAACAUUAUGGGCUUUCGGCCACCUUCGACGUGAUCGCAAGAUUACCCGAUCAUAGCUGAUAAACCCUACAAAUCGCCCUUUUUCGUAUUCAGUCUUAUAGGUGAUGGUAAUAGAUAAAGCCCGACUUACGAGAAUCUAUAUAACUGUCAUAAACGGGCAGUUUUUUUUACAAAGAGCCUAUAAGCUUAAGUGUAUAAUACAGAUACCUUUUUUUUUAGUGUGAAUAACGGUAAUACACAUCUGAUAUACACGUACGGAUUUAGUGAAAGUGAUAUACUCGGGUGAAAUAGAAGCUCAGUUCUUUAACUUUUCGUAUUAUGUGAGCUGGGGGAUAGACAAGCCCAAAUAUAUUUGAGCGGAAGGAAGACUGUUCAGUGAUGAAAAUGUCUGUGGAGAGGCACUUUGUGAAUACAAAAGCUAAAUCGCAGCAAUAUACACAGCAGCCGACUAACUUGGUGUUUAAAUAGCAGGAUAUUCAUCCCCCGAAAAAAGGAGAUAUGCGUCACUGACUAUAAUGUGUUGCAUUUUUUCAGUUUUUCGAUCUUAUUUUUUCCUAUUUCAGCCCUGAAUUACUGCAGUAAUACGAACAAAAACCGUAAAAUUGCAUUUAUGUAACAAGCGUUUGCCAAUUUGUUACUCUGGUAAGGAAAGAUAGCAAACAACAUCAAGUAGAUGAAAAGGCUAAAAACGGGCUUGCAUAAUGGAUUUGUCAUCGUUGUCAUUGUGCAAAGUAGCUGUUGAACUAAACACUGAGUUCCGAAUAAGAUAGCUCGACUUAACUUAAAACUAGAACAGUGUGGGUGUUUGGAUAAACCACUACAUGACUUACCACGUCACAAUGAUGAACGAACAAAGCUACAAAAGAGGGUGGACUGUAUUUGUACUAAUACACCCAUUGUAUAUUUUUCUGUAAAAUAAAACGGUUACUCUGAUAAUAAUAGUGUUACGUAAAAAAGAAAGGACGCCGGAUAAUGUGGAGUGUUUACGCCCCCGCUGCGUAUACUCGUAUUAGGGGCUUAGUAAUACAUUCGCACCUUGUGUGAAUGUAUAGCCGACUUCAUGCUGAUGCAGCCCGUUAGAGGGUUUCAGCAUGAGGGUGACGCAGCAUACGUUACUGCGUGGGACGCUACAACCUGAUGGGAGGCCGCGUAUACAUACGCAAGUACUCCUUUCAAGUGCGAUCCCAAUGAAGUGGGUCAAAAAUUCGUAUCACAACUGUGGCUGCUGCUGUAGCAGCAUAAGGCCUUAAAAAUCUGACAAGAGAAAAAAAAUAUGAAAUACUGCGAUCCUGUACAGUUGACAGCACCAACUAUAUCAAAACUAUGGAACUAGGGCUAGAAGGAAAG